AUGCUUCCUCGGAGCCUUAGUCCCCCCCCCCACCCCCAGCCCCACCCUACACCCACCACCACACCCCCACCUACACCCACACCCCCACCUACACCCACCCCCCACCUACACACCCACCUACGCCCCCACCUCCCCAGCCCCACCCCCCACCCCCACCACACCCCCACCCACACCUACACCUACGCCCCCACCUACACUUACACCCCCCUACCCUACGCAACCACCUACACUUACACCCACACCCCCACCUACACCUACACCCCCCACCCCCACCUACGCCCCCACCUACAUUACACCUACACCCCCACCUACACCUACACCCACACCCCCACCCACACUUACACCCGCCCAUGA
Messenger RNA from Gasterosteus aculeatus aculeatus (three-spined stickleback), 354 nucleotides. The record is from RefSeq and is a predicted model, not a curated record. Lineage: Eukaryota; Metazoa; Chordata; Actinopteri; Perciformes; Gasterosteidae.